This is a messenger RNA of Linderina pennispora, 1095 nucleotides long. RefSeq lists its product as uncharacterized. NCBI's taxonomy places the organism in Eukaryota, Fungi, Kickxellomycota, Kickxellomycetes, Kickxellales, Kickxellaceae. The record is from RefSeq and is a predicted model, not a curated record. The coding region runs from base 164 to 1072 and encodes 302 amino acids. The transcript has a single exon.
CUUUCCUACACGACUAUUGUUUCCUUUUUGUCAAUACAGUACUUAUACCCAAUUCCAGCCCUUCAUCGCACUAUGAAACCUGAUGCCGGCACUCGCGACACAAAGCCUUGCUGAAAAUGCGAGCCCAAAACAUAUUACGACUCCUCGAAACAUACAUAUCUAUAUGGACGGCCAAGAGGUUAUAAUACAGACGUACUCGGGAUGGGACACAGCAGUUGUGGUUUUUGGCGCCGCGAUGCUGGCAAUCGACCUCGUCGUGAUGCUGUACAUUGUCUGGAAUCGCAAAUAUCCUCCAAUUCGGGCCAAAAAUAUACCACUGCUUGUGGUCCUGUUCGUCUCACUAGUCAUCUGGUACAUAGGGUCCAUCGCAACACAGCUGGAUGUCGGAAAUAUAAACAGUUUUAGCGGAAGCUGUAUCCUAUUUGCGAUUUGGUUCCGCGUGCUGUUGGGUGUAUUUUUGUUCACUUUCGUGAACGUAUUUCGGCUCUACACCUAUAUUCGAAUAUUUCGCUACCGAAAGCCCGUAAAGGGCUGGUCUUACUGGAUUCCCGUCAUCAUAUUUCUCGUUAUUAUCCUUGCCUUUGGCCUCACCACGACAUUGCUGCACGAGUCCUUGGGCGUAUUCCUCAUUGAGGGCAUCGACGUGUGCCGCUACACUAUCAGGUUUAAAGAGAUAGCAUUUGGGAUAGUGUGGUUCGGGUGGCUGGCGGUAAUUCUGUCCACUUUCCUAGCUCGCAACAUCAACACGUCAUUCAACGAGUACUAUGAGAUGCUUGCGGUCUGCAUCAUAACCAGCAUUGCGAUAGCGUACGAGACUAUUAUCCAGCACAUACUAGCCAACUACAUUUUGUUUAUCUGGUCUCGAACCACAAGCGCAUUGAUCGAGGUGAUCGCUGGCCAGGUGACAUUCUUCAUCCUUGUGACAACACCAGUAUACAAUUGCCUGGUUAACCGAGAGGGCUACCAGAAGGCGUUCUUCGAGAAGAUGCACAAUGAUGGGAUGACGGCACGGUAUCUGUCAUCGAUCGAGAGUUCAUCCAGCACGACACGUGUUCAUGCAAUGUCCAUCUGAUUGCCCAAAUUGACUGUGGCUGG